AUGACCCAGCGCCAGAGCAUCCCUGCUCCGCGGCGGUCCCUGCGGCUGUGCGACAUGACCCAGCUGCUGCGUGCCGCAGCCGGGCGAGGGAAGUGGACCAGAUCCAGCGCGGCCAAGAGGGCUGCGUGCCUGGUGGCUGCGGCAUAUGGGCUGAAAAUCCUCUAUCCCAUCCUCCGCAAGCGCCUGCAGCAGACAGCCUGCGAAAAGGGCUUGCAGGCUGCCUGCCGGGCUGGAGGGGACGAGGAGCCGCUGCAUUGCAGCCGGAUCCGGGGCAGAGCCUCCCCGGCAGUGAAUGCGGAAUUUUUCAGGCAGCUGCUGGAACUUCGUAAGAUCCUCUUCCCGAAGCUGGUGAGCGCCGAAUCGGGCUGGCUUUGCCUCCACUCGGUGGCUCUGGUCUCCCGGACCUUCCUCUCCAUCUACGUGGCCGGGCUGGAUGGGAAGAUCGUCAAGAGCAUCGUGGAGAAGAAGCCCAGGAGCUUUGCCAUCAAAUUAAUCAAGUGGCUCAUGAUUGCAAUCCCUGCCACUUUUGUGAACAGCGCCAUACGGUACCUGGAGUGCAAGUUGGCCCUAGCCUUCCGUACCCGCCUAGUGGAUCAUGCCUAUGAGACCUACUUUGCCAAUCAAACUUACUACAAGGUGAUCAAUAUGGAUGGGAGGCUGGCGAACCCCGACCAGUCCCUGACCGAGGACAUCAUGAUGUUCUCCCAGUCGGUGGCACACCUGUACUCCAACCUGACCAAGCCCAUCCUGGAUGUGGUGCUGACAUCCUACAGUCUUAUCCAGACUGCCAGGUCCAGGGGAGCAAGCCCCAUCGGGCCUACGCUGCUGGCAGGCCUGGUGGUGUAUGCCACGGCGAGAGUACUGAAAGCGUGCUCGCCCAAAUUUGGCAAGCUGGUCGCAGAGGAAGCUCAUAGAAAGGGUUAUCUGCGAUACGUCCAUUCACGGAUUAUAGCCAAUGUGGAAGAGAUCGCCUUCUACAGAGGACACAAGGUGGAAAUGAAACAACUACAAGAAAGUUACAAGGCUUUGGCAGACCAAAUGAACCUCAUAUUGUCCAAACGUUUAUGGUACAUCAUGAUAGAGCAGUUCCUGAUGAAGUAUGUCUGGAGUAGCUGUGGUUUGAUUAUGGUGGCUGUACCUAUAAUCACAGCAACAGGAUUUGCAGAUGGCGAGUUAGAAGAUGGCCAUAAACAAGCAAUGGUUAGUGAGCGAACAGAAGCCUUUACUACUUCACGAAAUCUGUUGGCCUCUGGAGCAGAUGCCAUUGAAAGGAUUAUGUCUUCUUACAAAGAGGUCACCGAGUUAGCAGGCUAUACAGCUCGAGUGUACAACAUGUUUUCAGUCUUUGAUGAAGUGAAGAGGGGCAUUUACAAAAGAACUGCUGUUGUUCAAGAGAUUGAAACCAACAGCAAGAAUGAAGAUAAAGCAGAACUACACAUUGAUGGUCCCUUGGAAAUCAAGGGAAAAGUUAUUGAUGUUGAUCAUGGAAUUGUUUGUGAAAAUGUUCCUAUUAUUACCCCAAAUGGAGAUGUGGUGGUUUCCAGACUAAACUUCAAAGUACAGGAAGGAAUGCAUCUUUUAAUCACUGGCCCCAAUGGUUGUGGAAAGAGUUCUCUUUUCAGAAUUUUAAGUGGUCUGUGGCCAGUCUAUGAUGGUGUUCUCUACAAACCGCCUCCCCAGCACAUGUUCUAUAUCCCACAAAGGCCCUACAUGUCCAUUGGAACACUACGUGAUCAAGUCAUUUAUCCAGACUCAGUGGAUGACAUGCAUGAAAAAGGAUACCAAGACCAGGAUCUGGAAUGUAUCCUGCACAUUGUUCAUCUGUAUCACAUAGUUCAAAGAGAAGGAGGCUGGGAUGCUGUGAUGGACUGGAAAGAUGUCUUAUCAGGAGGAGAAAAGCAGAGGAUGGGCAUGGCUCGCAUGUUUUAUCACAAACCAAAAUACGCAUUGUUGGAUGAAUGUACAAGUGCUGUAAGCAUUGAUGUUGAAGGAAAGAUAUUCCAAGCUGCAAAAGGUUCUGGGAUAUCCUUGCUUUCUAUUACACACAGACCUUCUCUUUGGAAGUACCAUACUCACUUGUUGCAGUUUGAUGGAGAAGGAGGCUGGCGUUUUGAACAAUUGGACACUGCUAUCCGCUUAUCACUCAGUGAGGAAAAACAAAGACUAGAAUCCCAGCUUGCAGGAAUUCCUGAAAUGCAGCAGAGACUGAAUGAACUUUGCAAAAUUUUGGGAGAAGAUUCAGUGCUUAAAACAAUGGAUAAAGAGGAAUAA
Molecule: messenger RNA, 2271 nt
Organism: Emys orbicularis (European pond turtle)
Lineage: Eukaryota; Metazoa; Chordata; Testudines; Emydidae
Gene: ABCD2
Product: ATP binding cassette subfamily D member 2
Exons: 10
Coding region: 1-2271 (756 amino acids)
Biological process (GO): peroxisome organization; fatty acid beta-oxidation; very long-chain fatty acid catabolic process
Cellular component (GO): peroxisomal membrane
Molecular function (GO): ABC-type transporter activity; ATP hydrolysis activity; long-chain fatty acid transmembrane transporter activity
Source: RefSeq, a predicted model, not a curated record